Molecule: messenger RNA, 2100 nt
Organism: Protobothrops mucrosquamatus (brown spotted pit viper)
Lineage: Eukaryota; Metazoa; Chordata; Lepidosauria; Squamata; Viperidae
Gene: CPE
Product: carboxypeptidase E
Exons: 9
Coding region: 22-1464 (480 amino acids)
Biological process (GO): proteolysis
Molecular function (GO): zinc ion binding; metallocarboxypeptidase activity
Source: RefSeq, a predicted model, not a curated record
CGAGGAGGCUGCGGUAGAGCCAUGGCUGGGCGAGGUCGGGUUUGGGCGCUGGCGCUGGCGCUCUGCGCCUUGCCGGGCAGCCUCUGUCUGCAGGAGAGCGAAGCGACUGAGCCUGAAACGCCGGCGGCUCUCGGCGGAGGGGCGAAUAGGCGGCGGCGCCUGAGCCAGGAGGACGGCAUCUCCUUCGAGUACCACCGCUACCCGGAGCUGCGGGAAGCGCUGGUGUCGGUGUGGCUGCAGUGUCCGUCCAUCAGUAGGAUCUACACCGUGGGCCGCAGCUUCGAGGGCAGGGAGUUGCUGGUCAUCGAGGUCUCGGACAACCCUGGCGAGCACGAACCUGGAGAGCCAGAAUUUAAAUAUGUUGGCAACAUGCAUGGAAAUGAAGCUGUUGGAAGAGAACUUCUUAUCUUCUUGGCUCAAUACUUGUGCAAUGAAUAUCAGAAGGGAAAUGAGACUAUCAUUAAUUUGAUCCAUAGUACACGUAUCCACAUCAUGCCGUCUCUGAAUCCAGAUGGCUUUGAGAAGGCAGCAUCACAGCCAGGUGAACUCAAAGAUUGGUUUGUUGGUCGAAGUAAUGCACAGGGAAUAGACCUAAAUCGAAAUUUCCCUGAUCUGGAUAGAAUUGUCUAUGUCAACGAGAGAGAAGGUGGUCCAAAUAAUCAUUUGCUGAAAAAUAUGAAAAAAGCUGUGGACCAAAAUCUAAAGCUUGCACCAGAAACAAAAGGUGUGAUUCACUGGAUAAUGGAUAUUCCCUUUGUACUGUCCGCCAAUCUUCACGGUGGAGACCUUGUGGCAAAUUACCCAUAUGACGAAACUCGAACUGGAAGUGCACAUGAAUACAGCUCCUGCCCAGAUGACGCUAUUUUCCAAAGCUUAGCCCGAAGCUAUUCAUCUUUUAAUCCAGCCAUGUCAAACCCAAAUCGACCACCAUGUCGCAAGAAUGAUGAUGACAGCAGUUUCAUUGAUGGGACAACUAAUGGUGGUGCUUGGUAUAGCGUUCCAGGAGGUAUGCAGGACUUCAACUAUCUCAGCAGCAAUUGCUUUGAAAUCACCGUGGAGCUUAGCUGUGAAAAAUUCCCUCCAGAAGAAACUCUGAAAAGCUAUUGGGAGGACAACAAGAAUUCACUUAUCAGCUACAUUGAGCAGAUACAUCGAGGAAUAAAAGGAUUUAUUAGAGAUCUUCAGGGUAAUCCCAUUGCUAAUGCCACAAUUUCUGUAGAGGGGAUAAACCAUGACAUUACAUCAGCAAAGGAUGGUGAUUACUGGAGGCUGUUGGUACCAGGAAAUUAUAAAGUGACAGCCUCAGCACCUGACUAUCUAGCAAUCACAAAAAAAGUGGCUGUUCCCUUCAGUCCUGCUAUUAGGGUUGAUUUUGACUUGGAGUCAUUGUCUGAAAGAAAAGAAGAGGAAAAGGAAGAGCUAAUGGAAUGGUGGAAGAUGAUGUCAGAAACUUUAAAUUUUUAAGCAGACGUUCUGAAUUCACAUCUUUUAAUCUACUAUAUGUUCAUUUAGUGUAAUGUACUGUGAAAAGUCCCGACAUUUUAGAUUUUGUGUAGCUCAUAAUAUGUAACUUUUGGGGUCAGCUGAGUAAUUUUUUUAAUAACCUAUUCUCCAUAAAAGUAUAUUACUGGAACCUUUUAUGUCAUAUUUGCUGUCUUACAUAUUCAACUUGAAAGGCAAAUGCCCACAGAAUAUGUCCUUUCUCUAAUGUGACUGUGAAUUUGAGUGUUUUACUAUCCUAAAUAUGCAGGUUAAGUACAUUAAAAAGCCAAGUCACUUGCAACAACUGCCACAAAUAUUUUUCCCUACAGGUAAACCUAUUUAGAUUUUUUUUUUUUAAAAAAACAAACCUCAUAAUGAUACUGAAAAUAUAUGUGAUAAUAAUUUAGUAUUGUACAUAACAAUUAUUUUUUGUUCUGUGGAAGAGCCAUAUAAAAUAAGAAUCCAAGUACUUGGGUUUUACAUAUAAUACUGAUAUGGAAAUGGCUUCCAUCAUUCUUAAGAAAAAAAAUAGUACACUUUUUUUCCUUUUGUUGUGUUUAUUAAUGUUCUUAAAUAACGUGGUAAUCAGAUUAAAAAUUCUGGAUGGCUAAAACAGUU